Molecule: messenger RNA, 5387 nt
Organism: Bubalus bubalis (water buffalo)
Lineage: Eukaryota; Metazoa; Chordata; Mammalia; Artiodactyla; Bovidae
Gene: ZNF446
Product: zinc finger protein 446
Exons: 7
Coding region: 1945-3174 (409 amino acids)
Biological process (GO): regulation of DNA-templated transcription
Source: RefSeq, a predicted model, not a curated record
AUGGGGUGGGGCUGCCCCACGCUGCAGCUCUGCUGGGAGAUGAGCCCUUGUGGGUCCAGACCCUGGAAUCUGAGGCUGUGGCCACGUGUGGUGACCCAGAAGGUUGACCCCAGCCCAGUGAGCGCUCCAGCUCCAUCACCUCAAGACCUCACAUUCUUAAGUCUCCACCUGCCGGCAGGCUGCCGCCCCUGAAACCUCACAAGUCUUUGAAGGAAAGGAGACUUGGGGGUAGGGAGAGGGGUCACACAGGGUCAGGCUCCCCAAGACUCCUCAGGGGCAGGUCCUCUGAGCCAGUGUCCAGCCGUCUUGGGCCCAACCUCUCUGCUCUGGUCCUUGCUUUGGCCUGGCUCUGUCUUGUCUUCCCCUAGGCAGGCCUCCAUGAGAGAACAUUGAGCAGGUUAUAUCAGGGUCUGUUGGUGUGGCUGUGAGAUGCAGGCAAACCCCACAGCUUACAGAGCGCUGUGGUAGGAGCCCGUGGGACUCAAGAGCAAACGAGCCUGUUGCAUAUCAAACAGGUUCCCAGAGAAUCAGUCACAUGCAACCUUUGUUGCAUCUCAGAAGAAGCUCCUGGAACCUGGUUUCCACCCUGAGCCCUACUGACCCCUCAGGCUAGGCCUGGUGCCCUGUCCAGCCUCCUUCCUGCUUCACUGAGCUUUUCUUGCCAUGUGGUUGGCUCCUACUACCCCAGUUCCUCCACCCUCCUCGAGUCCACCCUCCCAGUACCAAGGGGUGGUCAGAGGCUCCAGCCCUGUUUCUGUAGGAACAGCAACCGUAAGUAUCCCCCUGCCCCCAUGUCUUGGCCCCAGAGUUGUCCUCCAAACCUUUGUGGUCAUGUUGGGCUGUGUCCUGCCAGGCCGACCUCUCUGCUUAACCCCGAAUGUGUUAUGACUGUAAGUUUUUGUGGGUUUUCUAGGUCAAGAUGAAGGACUGAACACAUGCAUCUUGGUCCAGAAACCCACUGAAACCACAGGGAGCGUGUGAAACACUAACCCUUGGGAAUUCCCUGGCAGUCCGGUGGUUAGGACUCCAAGCUUCCAUUGCUGGGGGCUCAGGGUUCGAUCCCUAAUUGGGGAACUAGGAUCCCACAUUCUGCGUGAUGUGGCCAAUACGUAAAUAAAACACAAAACCGCAAGUAGGAUCGUGAAAGAGGAGGCAAUGGCAUACGGAAGCUAGAAGUGGGUGGAAAUCGAGGAGCUAGUACCGAUUUGGGGAAAAGCCAAAUACUGAGUUGGCGCUGAUGGACGUGCAGGGUGGUCCAACCAGGCUCACGCUGUAGAAAUCCAGAAGGCUUGAAAACCAGAAGCCCUCUGGAAGGGUAGACCCAAAAUAAACAUGACUGAGGGAAAUCUGAAUAGGCUGUUAGAGCUCCUGCUCUCCCCACAUGGUAGAUGGUGGAAGAGACCUUUCUUUGCAGGACUCAUCUAGCUGAAGGCACGUCUGAGAGUCUGAGGAUAUAGAUUACGGGACAGUUUCCUCAUCAGUAGAUGAGUGCCUGCUGUCCCCGCACACCCGCAGGGCGCUCAGUGGUAGUCGAAUGACGGACCCCAGCGCCACCCUCGCUGGAGAAAUUCCUGGGGAAGGCGGAGAACGCCCAUGGGUUAGGCCAGCCUUCCCGGCAGGUCCCUGCUUCCUCCUGGGACCCCGAGAGGCGAGUCUCUGGGAAACUUCGGCCGCCUGGGAGGGCAGGGCCACGCUCCGGCGGUCGCCUUGGAAAUAGCGGGAGGCGGGCCGCUGUGCUCCCGCGGUAACCACGGCGACCGCCGGCGCCCAGAAGGAGGCUGCAGGGAGGCACCAGGGCGGAGCGCCAGCCUGAUUGGCCGAGAGGUCACGCCCCGCCCCGCCUCACCUCUCGGCCAAUAGGUGCCGGCCUGCUGUGCGCAUGCGCAACGGCCGGAGGACUCGUCCAUCUCGGCAGUUGGUGGCUCCAGGAAGAUUCCUCGCACAAUGCCAUCCCCACUGGGUCCCCCGAGUCUGCCUUCUCUGGACCCCGAGGCCAUCCCAGAAGAUCCUGAGACGGCACGCCAGCGCUUCCGGGGCUUCUGCUACCAGGAGGUGGCUGGUCCCCGGGUGGCUCUGGCCCGGCUGCAGUUUCUGUGCCACCAGUGGUUACAGCCCGAGGCUCACUCCAAGGAGCAGAUUCUGGACCUGCUGGUGCUGGAGCAGUUCCUGGGGGCGCUGCCCCCUGAGAUUCAGGCCUGGGUGCGGGGCCAGCAGCCAGGCAGCCCCGAGGAGGCGGUUGUCCUGGUCGAAGACCUGCAGCGUGACCCUGGGCAGCUGCUGGGCUGGAUUACAGCACAUGUCCUGCAGCAAGCUGUGCUCCCAGCCACGCAGAAGACAGAGGAGUUGGUGGGGGGUGUCCACCCCUCAGGGACAGUGGAGCCCCUCAGGGCAGCCUCUGGGGAGGGGCCAAAGGAUGCCCAGAUGGAGGGCAAUGCCCAGCUCAGCUGCAGCGUGAAGGAGGAGCCUGAUGGCUAUGUGCAGGAGACAGGGACAGUCCCUGACCCCUGCCUGCCUGGCUUCCUAGCAUCCUCCAGCCCCCCACCUCCAGCCCAGUCCCACAAGGAGCACGUCGAACAACAGGAACCGACCUCCACACCCUUCCAGCCACCCCGGCUUCAGGAGUGGGGGCUCCUGGAACCAUCCCAGAAGGAGCUGUACUGGGACGCGAUGCUGGAGAAGUACGGCACGGUGGUUUCCCUGGCAGGGUUGCCGCACCCCCUGCCUGAGUCCCGCGCGGAGUCUCAGCCGGAGGUGCUGAGCACUGGAUCCGAGGGGCGGAGACGGCUCCGCCCUGGAGAUGAGAGCGAGGGCCAGCCCGGUGGCCCCGAGGCCCCGCCACCACCACCGCCGCCGAGGAGCAAGCCCUACACGUGCACUCAGUGCGGCGGCGCCUUCGACUGGAAGUCGGUGUUCGUCAUCCACCGCCGCGCGCACGCUGGCGGCCAGUGCACAGAGAAGCCACCGGCCGGCCCGCCCCAACGCGCGCUCCCGGGCCCGCGCGGCUACGCCUGUGAGGAGUGCGGCCACAGCUUCAGCUGGAAGUCGCAGCUGGUCAUCCACCGCAAGGGCCACGCUGGCCAGCGGCGCCACCUUUGUGCUGACUGCGGCCACAGCUUCGACUGGAAGUCCCAGCUGGUCAUCCACCGCAAGAGUCACCGGCCCGAGGCCCCUUGAGCGUGGGAAGGGCGGUCUCCCCAUCCCUGCGCCAGCGAGGCCUGGAGACCUGGAGGCCGCCCAGGACCCUGGAGCAGGUCAGAGUCCCAGGGGAUCCCUCAGACCCCCUCAGUCUCCCCCCCGGAGUCAAUGCUCCCCGUCUCCUGCCUCCCCCACCCCAGCUUUCUGAGAGGCCUGGGCUCCAGGCCUCCGCCAGCCCAGUGCAGCCAGGGGACUUGGAAGCUCCCACCGGUGACCUAGUGCAGGCUCCCCUGACCUCUGGGACCACUUGGCUUGGUGACCAGGCCCCUCCCACUCCUCCUGCAGAAGCUGGGCCCGAGGUUUGAGUGUGGACGGGCCAGGAACCCUAGGAGAGCACGGCCUGCUUCCGUCAGCAGCCAGCUGCAAAGUUGAAGUUUAUCCACUGUGCGUUUUAGAGUUUUAACAGAUUCCAGUUUUAAACUGGAGACGUUUCUGCAGAAGAAUCCUGGCGUGUGGUCUCUGCUGAUCGGAUCAGAGCAACUGCCCUCCGCCUAGCCCCUGGAGCUGCCGAGCAGCUGGCCCCCGAGCCGGGCCAGCGUCCAGCCCGCCUGCUCCUUGGCCGCACACCCAACUGCUGGCAUUGUUGUCCCUGCCUGAGUGGACGUGAAGGGAACUUCUCUCCAAGGAUUUCUGGACAAGGAUGGGCUCCGAGAACAGAUGUCACUUAGGCCUGUAGGCCGGCGGCUCAGGGCUGUGUCCCCACAGCCUGCACAGCGGGCCACCCCCGGCGGCCCGUCUGGGUCCUGGGCAGUCGUCCAGGUCUUGGCCAGCAUCCUGUGCUACUUUCCUACUGCUGCGAUGGCUUGACACAACACGUGUAUCCUCCUGGGACUCGGGAUUGGGUCUCCCUGGGCCCAGUCACGGUGUCAGCAGGGCUGGUUCCUCCUGAAGUCUCUAAGGGGGAAUCCACUGCAAGAGUUUUUCUGGCUUGUAGAGGCCGCUGCGCCCCUUGCUUGGUGGCCCUUCACUCCAUCUGCAGCGCUCGCCAUGGAUGCUGCGGUCCCACACUGCCUCCUCCUUGUCAGGCCCUCGGGGCUGUGUCCAGAGUCCCCAGGAACCGUGGUGGUCCUCGUCUCAGGACUGCACGGCUUCCACGUCCACCCACCCUCCUGCUCUCAUCUGCACAAGCCCUUUGCGUGUGAGGUGACAUUCAAGGCUCCAGGGGUUAGGACGUGGACGUCUUGGGGGCUGUUACUCGGUACGCUUCGGUCUCCGUUCUGCUCUAAAACGAGCAUUUUGUGGGAGGUGAUUUCAGGGAAACAUGUGAGCCUAAGAAUUGAGCCCCCUGCAGCCUCGGGCACAUGCAGGGGUCGCAGGAGGGUGUUGAGUACGGCAGUAACCAUCGUUACUGGGCAAGGUGGAGGACGCCUGGACGGGGGUUGGGGGGCUUACUGCAGCCUGAAACUGGGAGGGAGAAGCCUUCAUCCCAGGGACCCACCUCCUCCAUGCCCAGUCUUCUGGGACCUUUGAGCUGUUGACCAUACUCAGGCCCGGGGAAGCACGGCCAGGCUGCAGGUGGAACUGGGCACCGGUGAUCUUGUUACCACAUCCAAGCUUGUGUUGCUUGGUGCAUGACAGGCUGAUGAACCAAGAGCCUGAGUGGUUAGGGCAAGGAGUAGUGCCUGUAUUCAAAAAGCCAGAUGAUAGGAGACUUGUGCCCCAAAGAACCAUCUCGUCUGAGUUAAAAUCCAGGCUGCUCUUACACUGUGAGGGGAUGGAGUAAGGUGAAACAUUUCCUGCUUCAGAGAGGAUGUGUUCAUUUCCUCCUCCAUGUAGACACUCACAGGUGGUGUGGUCAGGAGGUCUCCUGUGAGCUAAACAAAGGAAUUCUAGCUUAAAUGCUCACUACCUGUGAGUCAGGGCUCCCAGAGGUGGGCUAUUAUGUACAAUUUAAGCUUAGAAGCAGCAUUCUUAGUGACUAAGCAGCAUCACUUAGUGACUCAGUGAUUGACUCAGGUGACAGAAUUCAAAGGUUCUUCCUCAUUGUAACACAGUCUGGCUGGCAGCCAGAGGUGAGGUCUGUGCUGGGGUCACAGAGGAAUGUGCCAGGGCAGGGCCCAGCCACACACAGAUAGUGAGGGGCGGGCGGGGGCAGGCAGGCAGCCUUCUUGGGAGAUUUUCCAUAUUUAAAAGUAGUUUCUGUUUACUUAGAAAAGUCUGAAAUAUACCAGAGGACAAAGGUCACAAAAGUG